AUGCAUGAUUUUACAAUGGCUCUUAAAUUUUGAUGUAAUUUCCACAAAAUUAGAAAAUGGUAAGAAAAAAAAUGAAGAAGAAAAAAAAGAGAGAGAAAGAGAAAGAAACAUAAAAAGGAGAACUUGUGUUGGACAGUAGGCGCCAAUGUCCUAAUCCAGAAAAAUAGAUAGGACGGCCCUUUGUGCUAGGGUUUCUGGCGCCAACAAAUUUUUCAUCAUUGCAUCGUAACCCAGAAAGCACAAAAUCUCAUUCAUCAACUUCGUACUAUAACUCACGUUAUUGCAGCAACAAAUGUUGUCGUUACAUUACAUUCUCCCAUGUUUCAUUAUCAACAAUAACAAGAACAAGGUCUAUUUGCAUUGAUCUGGUAGCACGUAUUUUUUAUUUUUUUUGCUUUCUUUUAUUAUCACACGCAAAGAAUACAAACGAUCAUUUCUUAAAUUUCGUUUUUCGUUUGUAAUUGCGUUGAAUUUGAUGAAUCAGCCAUGUGCGAAGAUCCAUUGCAGAUGUUAAAUUUGCAUUUCUUGUUAUUAUAAUUAUUAUAACAAGCUGUUGAAGAUCCAAUUUGAUAAGAAAUCGGGAAUUUUGGAGGAGAUAGAAAGAGGUGGAUUUGCUUAGGUUCAUCAUGUAUGAUCCUAGAAUUGUGCGAGUUACAACAUAUUUGGUUUGGAAUUUGUGUUGACAAGGCAGUGAUCAUCGUAACGGGUUAACGGUGUAUGAUGAAAAAUAAUUUUGAUUGGGAAAACCAUGGAAACCUGCAUAUUUGUUGGUUUAGAGCUUGAUGUAAUACGAAGAAGAAGAUGAAGCAGUUUGAAAUGGGUAUCAAAAAGGUUAUCUUUUGCAGCAUUUUGGUUUUUCAUGUUUUGGUCGUAGUGAGCAGUGAAGAGAAAAAAACUGAAGAAGAAUUCAUCAGGCAGUUAUUUGAUCCUACAUCUGGACUAUUAACUGAGGAUACGUUUCAUGACCACAGGCAAAGGUAUUAUGGAUCACUUGUUUAGAAGAUUUGAUUCGAUUAAAGAAAGAAGUCUUAUGCCUCCCAAAGGAAUCUUGCAGAAACAGCAAUCAAGUUAAUUUUGGCUCAGUAGCCAGACAAAACAUUCAACAAAUGAUCAAUGCAUGUUAUCCUCAAUUAAAGGAAAAUGUUCUUAAGUGUUUUAGAAAACACCAUUUUCCAAUUCAUGCUCUGAAGGAAGAGGAUGCCUCUAAGAUCUGGCAUUCAACGUCACCUUCAUCUAGAAGAUAUCUGGGUCAAAUUUUUCCACGGCAGCUUUCAGAAACAUCAAACAAGGAACAUGAAUUACAUAUAAGCAUUAAAGUUAAAGAAGAUACAAAAGCAUCUGGAACUAGCAUGGCAAUACCUCUAGUGGUAGCAGUUGUAGCUGUGGUAUUGGUCAUUUUAUGUUGUUAUAGAUUUUGUGGGAGUGGACAAGUUAGCCAAAAUGAUGAGAGACCCCUUCUCAGCAUGAGCAUGAAUGACUACUCAGUUGGUUCUUCUUCGAACAAUAAUAUUCAAUUCAAAAGCUCAAUGAAAGUAGGAGAAAUUAGUAUUCAAUCAGUUGAUGAGAAGAGAAACUCUGUGUCAUUGAAUGAAAGUGAAUCAGGAGAAGUUGGUAGUCGUUCUGUGAGAGCAUCAUUUGAACUAAAACCUCCUCCUGGGAGAGCAGCAUCUAAUAAUGGAUUGCUUCCUUUGAAACCUCCUCCUGGAAGGCCUGAUCUUCUUCCUCCUCCUCCUGGAAGGUCUGAUCUUCUUCCUCUAAAACCUCCUCCUGGAAGACCAGAUCUUGCUCCUUCUCCACCACCUCCACCUCCUCCACCUCCUCCACCUCCUCCACCUCCUCCAUCUCCUCCUUCUACUUCUAAUUCUGCACCACCGCCUCCUCCUCCUCCUCGUGCACCACCAAAGCCUACCGGUGCUGGACCUCCACCUCCUCCACUUCCUGGCCGCGGCCCUGGCCCUAGAGCACCACCCCCUCCUCCUGGCAAAGGCCCUAGAGCUCCACCACCACCUCCACUUAGAGCUAAGGCUGGUCCUCCUGGUGCUGGUCCUAGACCUCCUCCACCCCCAGGUGGUGGUGCAGGUCAUGCAAGAGCUCCUUCCAAUCCAAAGGUUGUUGAGGAAGCCGAUUAUGAAGGUGAAGAUUAUGUUCCUAAAACUAAGUUAAAGCCUUUCUUCUGGGAUAAGGUUCAAGCUAACUCAGAUCAAACAAUGGUAUGGAAUCAACUCAAAGCAGGAUCGUUCCAGUUUAAUGAAGAAAUGAUCGAGACACUUUUCGGCUUUAAUUCUGCGAGUACGGAUAAAGGAAAGGGCCAACCAAAAAAAGAGACUGCCCAAACUCCCCAACUUAUACAAAUCGUUAACGCAAAGAAAGCACAGAAUUUAUCUAUUCUAUUAAAAGCAUUAAAUGUCACCGCAGAUGAAGUUUGUGAUGCACUUCUUGAAGGAAAUGAGCUUCCCACAGAAUUCCUUCAAACCUUGUUGAAGAUGGCACCGACGCAGGAAGAAGAACUUAAGCUUAGAGUUUUCAGCGGUAAUAUAGCCCAACUUUCCCCUGCAGAUAGGUUCCUUAAAGCCAUAGUUGACAUUCCUUGUGCUUUUAAACGUAUGGAAGCAUUAAUUUACAUGGGUACUCUUCAAGAGGAUCUCACCAGUACACGAGAAUCCUUUGCAGUUUUAGAGGUUGCUUGUAAAAAGCUGAGAAGUAGUCGAUUAUUCCUGAAACUUCUUGAAGCUGUUCUGAAAACUGGGAAUCGCAUGAACGAUGGGACAUUUCGUGGUGGUGCACAAGCAUUCAAACUUGAUACACUGUUGAAACUAUCUGAUGUUAAAGGAGUAGAUGGCAAGACCACACUCUUGCACUUCGUUGUUCAAGAGAUAGUGCGCACUGAGGGCAUAAGAGCAGCACGCAUGGCAAAAGAGAGUCACAGUUUCUCCAGCAUUAAAACAGAUGACCUUCUUGAGGACAUCUCGAUUGAAUCAGAUGACCACUAUCGUGAACUUGGUCUUCAAGUGGUUUCAUAUUUAAGCACUGAACUUGAAAGCGUUAAGAAAGCAGCAGCUUUAGAUGCUGAUGGUUUGGUAGGAACAACUUCAAGAGUAGGGCAUGGUCUCAUAAAAACAAGAGACUUUGUAAACAAAGACUUGAGCAAUGCGAAGGGUGAUAAAGGGUUUACUGAGACAGUGAAGAGCUUCGUAGAGAAAGCUGAGGCUGAUGUCAAAAGUUUGCUAGAAGAUGAGAAGAGAAUCAUGGGUCUGGUGAAGAGCACUGGUGAUUACUUUCAUGGGGAUACAGGGAAGGAUGAAGGGUUGAGAUUAUUUAACAUAGUACGAGAUUUCUUAGUAAUGUUGGAUAAGGUGUGCAAGGAGAUACAACUUGCACCACCAAAGAAGCCAGCACCAAAAAGUGCAAAGCAAGAAACACCUAAUCAAUCUAGUGCAAAGCAAGAAACACCUAAUCAUUCUAGAAAACCUUCUUCCUCUGAUAAUCUUCCUCCUCCUCCUGCUCAUGAUUUAAUUCGUCAAAGAAUUUCUCCAGUAAUUGCAAAUAGGAGGACAGAUGACUUUAGUUCAGAUGAUGACAGUCCUUAAUUAGGUUUAAGUUGGAAGUGCUACGUGUAAAACUCCUCCUUUCUUUGCCCAUGUCCUUGUUGUAUAGCUUUAAUGUUGUAAUAGAGUCAUCACUUGCUUAUACUUGUCUAAUUUUGAAGGGAAGAUAUUGUCUUGUUAAUCAUUUAAAUGUAGAUUCAUGUUUUUAUC
Molecule: messenger RNA, 3755 nt
Organism: Vigna radiata var. radiata (mung bean)
Lineage: Eukaryota; Viridiplantae; Streptophyta; Magnoliopsida; Fabales; Fabaceae
Product: formin-like protein 5
Exons: 6
Coding region: 1107-3587 (826 amino acids)
Biological process (GO): actin nucleation; actin cytoskeleton organization
Molecular function (GO): actin filament binding
Source: RefSeq, a predicted model, not a curated record